ACUUAAUGCCAACACUUGUAGUGGAUUAUCACUUGAGAAGACUUAUACUCGCAAACGUCCAAGGUGUUUUUUCGUAUGCCAUUCAGCAUCAUUUACUGAUAUACAAAACUAUAUUCGUCUUAGCGUCAACUAGUGGAAAAGUAUUUCAGCCAUAGAAUACCAAGAAAAAGAGCAGAGUUACAUCCGAAACUUGAAAUUUGGUAACUACGUUAGACACUUUUCUGCAAACACCAGAUCUUAUAUCUUCUGGGAAUGAUAGCCUCUGAGACGGAAUCGGAUACCCGCAAGAUCUCAAAAACUGACGUGAAUGUACAGAAUACGAAUCCUGAUGAAGAACUUAUGUAUGAAACGGGAUGGCCAUCAUUAUCUAAAACCUCAGAAAAAGAAUGGCUUAUAGUCAGUUCCAGACCAAUUCCACAAGUCGUUCAUCAACUCCAGUCUUCUAAUUCAGAUAGAUUACUAAUAACUGAAACUCCUUCAAGCGCGAGCAUCUUCAAACGUCGACUUGGUCUAAUCCUUGCAUUAUUGUGUGCCUUUUUGGGCAGCGUCAAGGGUUUGAUGGUUAGCGAAAUUAAAAACAUUGGGCCAGUCGAGAUAUUUGGGUUGAGAAGUGUGGGCACUGUUGUCUUUCUCCUACCCAUUAUUAUCAUUCGUAGCCAUCAAGUCUUGUAUGACUGGCGCACCAAUCUACAGCUUACAGUACGUUCUGUGAUAGGGAAUAUAGCAGUAGCAGGGUAUUACUUUGGUUUUGCUUACCUUCCUUUAGCUGACGCAUCUUUGUUGUUCUAUAGUUUGCCUUUAUACACAACAAUUAUUGGUUGCAUUUUUUUGAAAGAAAAAUGUGGGGUGACAGAAAUAUUUUGUGUGAUUUUUUCUGUCGCAGGUGUCGCUUUAGUUUCUUCUCCUGCCAUCUUUUACGAAGGAGAUGCGUCAGAAAACAAUGCCUAUAGCAAUACGGGAGACAUAAUAAAAGGCAUUAUGGGAGCCUUAAUUGGAGCCAUUGCGCAAGCUGUGGCCCUUGUAGUUCUUCGGAAACUUAAUACUAUACCUGCUAUGGUGGUUAGUUUUUGGUGGGCAGCAGUGGGCAUUGUGUUAAGUCUUAUUAUCGUCAUAUCUUCAAGAAAUUUUCAUCUCUGGAAGUGUGGAGCAGAGAGUGCGAUUUUAUUCUCUAUAACUAUCGUAGGAUUCGUCAGUGAAGUAAUUCUGGUAGUAUCUCUCUACCUAGAGCAAGCUGGAAAGGUCUCUAUCGCACUUACAUCAGAAAUUUUAUGGGCUUUUGUUUUACAGGAAUGUUUUCAACAAGAAACCCCAACAGUUCUCAGCGUUAUUGGAGCUAUGUUUAUCGUCUUUUCACUCAUUUGUUCCAGCGUUCAGGAUAUGGACCUCAAGCGGCGGGUGCGCCAUCUAGGGUCAAUGUCUAGCGCUAUCCUCAUGACUAAAGCAAUGGGCUGGUGUUGCCUUGAUCCAAGCCAACGGGAAGAGGAGAUUAACACGACAAAACAGGGAGAGAAACUUAUCGACAAAGAUUUAGUUCUUAAACAGCCUUUUCGAGCGUAUAACACAAUAGAAAAGGCAGCUUGAAGAGGUAUUUAUCUGAUAAUAGUCCUCGAACUAAGGAAGGUCUUUCCUUCUUCUUUAACAAGAACAAGUCAUAACAAUCGGUUACCUUUAUGGUUAGAAUAAAAGCAAAACGAAAUGUUUCAGUCAAAUAUAUAUAAUAUCAAGAAAGUGAAAAUUUAAGUAAAGUAUGUGUUAAGCGAUGAUUAAUAUAAAAAAUUAAACUAAUUAGUGGCGUCUUACGAGUAUUUAAAUACAGUGCUGCUGUACCAAUUUAGACUAUUUUGAAAAAUCACGGAUUUAGUGUUUUCUACAACUUUGUUUAAAUAUUAAAGUUAUGUUCCCGUUUUGCUGUUGCGUUUUAAAUGUUUUAUUUAAAACGUGUGCCUCUCUCUGUGGGUAAUUUU
Limulus polyphemus (Atlantic horseshoe crab) is the source of this 1964-nucleotide messenger RNA. RefSeq names its product solute carrier family 35 member G1-like. Bases 253 to 1581 code for a protein of 442 amino acids. The record is from RefSeq and is a predicted model, not a curated record. NCBI's taxonomy places the organism in Eukaryota, Metazoa, Arthropoda, Merostomata, Xiphosura, Limulidae. Gene Ontology annotation, cellular component: membrane. The transcript is spliced from 2 exons.